This is a messenger RNA of Meloidogyne enterolobii, 2556 nucleotides long. The record is from the annotation of a GenBank genome assembly. NCBI's taxonomy places the organism in Eukaryota, Metazoa, Nematoda, Chromadorea, Rhabditida, Meloidogynidae.
GGAUUUAUUCGAAUUGGUACAAAACACAAAAAGAUAUGGCCUAAAUAUGGCUCAGGUACUCAACUCAAUGAUCCCCUCCCACCUUUUGGGACAAAACUCUAACUUCCGCCUGGGUAUUUCGUUCACAAAUGAGUGAGAGGGAUGCCUUCCCGGCGACUUGUUGAAUCUUCUGGAUUUAUACAAAAAAGAAUGUUAAUUUUUAUUUUAGAAUAUUUAGAAUUUACACAUUUUAUGUCGACAAUUACAGAAGCCGCACGAGUUAAAAAUGGAAUACCAUCUCUUAAUUAUGUUUGUUUUGCCGAUUUUCCUGACCAAGUGUUUAGAAGAUGCUUAAAAAAUGGAUUUGAAUUCUCUUUGAUGGUUGUUGGUCAGUCUGGUUUGGGUAAAUCAACUUUUCUUAAUACACUUUUUAUGGCUGAACUUCUUGAUCUGAAACACGAAGAAUCUUCGAAGAUAAAAUCAACAGUGAGUAUUGAAAGCAAAACUUUUCGCCUUACCGAGAAUGAUGUCAGAUUGAAGCUCACUGUUGUGGACACUCCCGGAUUUGGAGAUUUUGUUGAUAAUUCUAAUUGUUGGGAGCCUAUAGUUAAAUACAUUGAUGACCGCUUUGCUGAUUAUUUGGCAGAAGAGACGAAAAUUGAUCGAUCUGCCAGAAUUGAAGAUAAACGAGUUCAUCUGUGUAUUUACUUUAUUCCACCCAAUGGACAUGGCCUCAAACAAUUAGAUAUAGCUUUUAUGCAAGCUCUCCAGGAUCGGGUUAAUAUCGUUCCAGUUAUUGCCAAGGCAGACACACUUACUCCUGCUGAACUUGAAGAUUUUAAACAUCAGCCACCCAAUUUUGAUUAUGAACAACAGCAUUUGGAUGUUAAUGGCUGGAGGGAAUUAUCAACAAAUGGUAGAGCACAAUCACAACAGAAUGCCGGCGAUUCUGCCCAACUUGACUCGUCCAAACGAUUUCCAUUUGCAAUUGUUGGGUCUACACACGUCAAAGAAAUUUUGGUUGGCUGUGAACAACGAGCUACUAAGCAAAGGGUUAGAGUUCGUGAAUAUCCUUGGGGUAUAGUGGAAGUUGACAAUUUGGGACAUAACGACUUUGUUGCGCUUCGUGAUAUGAUUAUUCGAAAUUUGAUUGAUCUUAUCGAAAACUACCGAAUGCGUAACUUACCUCAAAGUGUUCUAGACUCCGAUCCUUGCUCACAAUUGGAGAAGGAAAUUUUUACGCGACAAAUUGAAGCGGAAAAUGCGCUCCGGAAGAAGGAAGAUUUGUUCAAUGAGGAUGUCGCUAUUCGAGAGCAGAGGCUUAAAGAGAGAACAUUGGCGAUUGAUGCGGCGAUGGAGAAUAAUCGAAAGGCAUUAGAGGAAAAACAUUCAUUUUUAGCUAAACUUAAGCAAGAGAUAGCUGAUGCUAAAAAAUCAUCAAUCAUCGCUCUUGAAGAAGAUAAUUUGUCUAGCAAUAUCAGUAAUAACAACAACAGCAACAUCAAUUCACGCAAGAAUACUUUACCACCGGACUUGCCAGCAUCAUUAGCAAAACCUGCUAAAAUUCCACGACUUAAUUCUUCUAUCGCUCCAUUGCCUGUUGUUAAUAAUAAUGAUAUUAAUCUUUGUAAAGGAAUUUCUCAACAAAAUUUGGAAGGUUCUCCUUCAUUUUUUACUACAAAACCUUCAUCAAGACUUGGACUUGUUUUGCACAAAGCUGAAGUCGAAGGACGUGAUUAUCAGCAAAAGAAUACUCCAAAACAACAACAGACGAGUGAUGCUGUUAAUAACGUUGCUCAAUGUAGUUUUAUUGAGAAAUUUGUCCGUAAUCAGGAUGUAAUUGCUGUUAAGUGGCAGGAGCGUAAUCAAGAUCGUGAGAUUCGUGAUGAUCUUACACGAAGAAUACAAGAACGGGAUAAACAAAUACGGGAUCGCAAGAUAAGUGCAGAAGAAAAAGAGAAUCGAAAAGCUAAAAAGGAAAAGCGGGCAUUGAAGAAAACUAAUAAAAAUAGUGCUGAUGUUAAACGUGAAACUCCUGAUAUAACAAUUAUUAAUUUGGACUCAACAUCGAAUUUAAUCACUCCGAAUGAAGGAAAUAAUACUAUUUUGGCUGGCAAUAACAAUACUAAUGGCAGUAACACUUCACGAAAAAAUAUUUUACCAACCGACUUGCCAGCUCCAACACCAAAACCUGCUAAAAUUCCUCGACUUAAUCCUUCUAUUGCUCCAUUACCUGCUGCUGUUAACACUAAUAUUUAUCCUUCUAAAGGAAUUUCUCAACAAAAUUUGGAAAGUUCUCCUUCAUUUUUUACUACAAAACCUUCGUCAAAACUUGGACUUGUUUUGUACAAAGCUGAAGUCGAAGGACGUAAUUAUCAGCAAAAGAUUACAUUACAACUGCAACAGGUGAAUGAUACUCAAUCUAGUAUUGUUGACAACUUCGUCAGUAAUAAGGAUGGGAUUUCAUCAGUCAAGCGGCAUGAAUAUAAUCAAGAUCGUGAACUUCGUGAAGAUCUUACUCGAAAAAUACAAGAACGGGAUAAACAAAUACGGGAUCGAACAGAAUCGUUAUUUUAA